This is a messenger RNA of Fusarium pseudograminearum CS3096, 1239 nucleotides long. RefSeq lists its product as uncharacterized. The coding region runs from base 1 to 1239 and encodes 412 amino acids. Gene Ontology annotation, molecular function: hydrolase activity, acting on carbon-nitrogen (but not peptide) bonds, in linear amides. The record is from RefSeq and is a predicted model, not a curated record. Lineage: Eukaryota; Fungi; Ascomycota; Sordariomycetes; Hypocreales; Nectriaceae. The transcript has 4 exons.
AUGUCUCGCAGAAUUAGAACUGCCCAGUCCGUCUCCUUCGAUAUCCCCGCCGCUGAGCAACCCCAUCUUCAUAACAGAUGGCACCCAGAGGUCCCAAGCAUUGCAGCCGUCGAGCCAGGAGAGACGGUCAAGAUUGAAUGUCUCGAUUGGACAGGUGGUCAAAUCGGAAACAACGACAGCGCCGAUGAUGUUCGCGAUGUCGAUCUCACAAAGAUCCACUAUCUCACUGGACCAUUUGAGAUAAAAGGCAGUGAACCUGGUGAUUUGCUCGUCGUCAACAUUACCGAUAUCCAACCCUUUGAUCAUUCGCCCUGGGGUUUCACAGGAGUCUUUUCAAAGGACAACGGUGGCGGUUUCCUCUCUGAGCAUUAUCCAGAUGCCGCCAAAGCAAUCUGGGAUUUCGACGGUGUUUAUUGUUCGAGCCGUCAUAUCCCAGGUGUUAGAUUCCCGGGAUUGAUUCACCCUGGUAUUCUUGGCUGUGCGCCAUCUGCUGAGAUCCUAGCGGAGUGGAACCGUCGUGAGGGAGAUCUCGCUGCUUCAAUGGCUGGGUCUCAUCCCGAUAAAGGGUUUGCGCAACCUCCCUGUGAGAUUAAUGCUCACGGUGGAUUAGCCAAGGGUGAUGUUAUGGCCAGGAUCGCAAAGGAGGGAGCGAGAACUAUUCCCGGCAGACCUGAACAUGGAGGAAACUGCGACAUUAACAAUAUUUCCCGAGGAUCAAAGACGUAUCUCCCCGUUCAUGUUCCUGGAGCCAAGUUUUCUGUUGGAGAUCUUCAUUUUAGCCAGGGUGAUGGUGAGAUUAGUUUCUGCGGUGCUAUCGAAAUGGCUGGCAUCAUCACUAUCAAAUUCGACCUCAUCAAGGGUGGAGUCAAGUCAAGAGGUCUCAAGAGUCCAGUGUACCGACCAGGCGACAUGGGACCUACCUUUAGUCCAUCCAGAUAUCUCACCUUUGAAGGGUUCUCUGUCGAUGAGCAAGGAAAGCAGCAUUUUAUGGAUGCCACAAUUGCUUACCGACAAUCUUGUCUCCGUGCGAUAGAAUAUCUCAAACAAUUUGGCUACUCUGGCGAACAAAUCUAUCUCCUCCUGUCCUGUGCACCAAUCAGAGGAGCUAUUGCUGGCAUAGUUGACAUUCCCAAUGCUUGCACCACGCUGGGCAUACCCAUGGAUAUCUUUGACUUUGACAUUUCCAUCGAAAGUGAGCCUGUUGCUAGGAAUCUGGGAGCUUGCCCCAUUUCUCGCUAA